Phasianus colchicus (ring-necked pheasant) is the source of this 1498-nucleotide messenger RNA. The record is from RefSeq and is a predicted model, not a curated record. NCBI's taxonomy places the organism in Eukaryota, Metazoa, Chordata, Aves, Galliformes, Phasianidae.
AUGACCCCAAUAUUUCCACCCCUCCUUUUCGCCACCAUCCCUGUUGACCCCAAACUUGGUGACUCCAUCCUUGUUGACCCCAAUAUCUCCAUCCCUGAUGUCCCCACCAUCCCUGUUGACCCCAAACUUGGUGACCCCAUCCAUGUUGACCCCAAUAUUUCCAUCCCUGAUGUCCCCACCAUCCCCGUUGACCCCAAACUUGGGGACACGGGGGGGGACAGUUGGUGGCCAGGAGGGCACGGGGAUGGCCGAGGGACCGAGCACGGUGGCACCUCUGGUGGCCACAAAAGCUUCGGUGGGGAAGAUGCCACCAACAGUGGUGACAACGUCAGCCGUGGCACCAAUGUUGGCCACGGUGCCACCAACGACUGUGGUGUCAUCGGUGUCAACCACGUCACCGUCAUCAACCGGGACAUCCGCGGCGGCCAUGAUGCCGACGGUGACGGUGACAAUGUCAGCCAUGUCACCAACGGUGGCCGUGAUGCCAUCGACGUCAACCGUGACGAUGUCAACCACGUCACCGUCAACCGUGGUGUCAGCGACCACAGCACUGCCAAACACGUCACCAUCAACGGUGACACCGUCAGCUGUGGCGUCGCCAGCCACGUCACCGCCAACCACGCCACCGUCAGCCAUGACGCCGCCAACCACGUCACCAACGGUGGCCAAGAUGCCACCAACAACCACGUCGUCAUCAACCACGUCACCAACGGUGGCCAAGAUGCCACCACUGACCACAUCACCACCAACCACGUCACCAAUGGUGGCCAAGAUGCCACCAGCGACCACGUCACCACCAACCACAUCACCGCCAACCACGUCACCCUCCACCACAUCACCAACAGUUGCCAAGAUGCCACCAAUGACCACGUCACCCUCAACCACGUCACCACCAACCACGUCACCAACGGUAGCCAAGAUGCCACCAACGACCACAUCAUCACCAACCACGUCACCACCAACCAUGUCACCCUCAACCACGUCAUCACCAACCGCGUCACCAACAGCGUCCAAGAUGCCACCACCAUCCACAUCACCGCCAACCACGUCACCAACAGCAUCCAAGAUACCACCACCAUCCACAACACCACCAACCACGUCACCAACAGCAUCCAAGAUGCCACCACCGUCCACAUCACCGCCAACCACGUCACCCUCAACCACGUCGCCUCCAACCACGACCCCCCCGGCACCCGCACCGCCCCCAACGCCGACGUCACCGUCGCCCACACCUCCACCUCCUUCCUCCACGGUGACACCGUCAGCCUCCCCCACCCAGGGGCGUUCCGAGGGCGGCCCCUUGGACGUCCCACCCCCGGGGGGGUCCGUUGGGGCGGCGGCCAUGCGUGGGGCUCCCCGUCGAGACGCCGCACCCCCCCUGGCCCACCCGGCCCUCCAACGCCGUAGUGGGAACACCAUCACCGUACGGCCCCGGAGAGGGGUGGGCAACGAGGGGGGGUCCACCACGGUUGUUCCACCUCCGACUCCAUCCAUCCCC